This is a messenger RNA of Drosophila hydei, 458 nucleotides long. Its product is annotated as small integral membrane protein 8. The record is from RefSeq and is a predicted model, not a curated record. The coding region runs from base 83 to 340 and encodes 85 amino acids. NCBI's taxonomy places the organism in Eukaryota, Metazoa, Arthropoda, Insecta, Diptera, Drosophilidae. The transcript is spliced from 2 exons.
AUCACACUAGUAUUCUCUUGUUUACUAGAAUUGUGCAAUGUGCUCUAAGAUUGUGGACAAUAUUACUGAUCUUUAAAGGACAAUGAGUGAAAAAGAAACAAAGUCGCCCGGUGAGGGUAUACGCUCCAUUCGCAGCACUGGCGUCUUUAGACUAAUUAACUUUGAACUUUAUGCGAAACCGAAUAAAAUCAUAAUGGGCAUUGGACUGACUGCAAUAGUAGGUGUAUUUGGCUAUAUAGCUUAUAUGCGACACAAGUACGAGAACCUUGGAUACUAUGUGGCCGUUAAGGAAGACGGACGAGAAGAGUUCAUUAAAAAGAAAUCCAAUUGGGAAACUUAACUGUUUGUUUUUUCUGUCGAUGUGGAAACUAUUUAUUACUGUGUAGCACAAUUUGGUACAUACAUGAGUUAAUUGCUAUUGUAGUGGUUGCCAAAAUAUAUAUUCAAAAAUCACAAUA